Messenger RNA from Gigantopelta aegis, 1817 nucleotides. RefSeq names its product zinc finger protein Gfi-1b-like. Gene Ontology annotation, cellular component: nucleus. NCBI's taxonomy places the organism in Eukaryota, Metazoa, Mollusca, Gastropoda, Neomphalida, Peltospiridae. Bases 1 to 1065 code for a protein of 354 amino acids. The transcript is spliced from 5 exons. The record is from RefSeq and is a predicted model, not a curated record.
AUGCCAAAGUCGUUUUUGAUCAAAAGCAAGAAGUCUCAAUUAUUUUCUUCGACGAUGAACGAAGUGGUACCCAGCGCUUUUCAACUAGUCAUACCCAAACAGUCGGAUGGCAGUAGAGAAAUACCUGCACACGAUAUUCACUUUUUGCAUGAUGAGUUGGUAACUCCCGCCAUUGAAAUGCGCUCGAAGUUUUCUACUGUUAGUGGCAACAUCACGGCUUUUAGACCAUGGGAAAGAGAUGUUGAAGUUGAAAUUAAUUCAAACAUCCACGUAUCAUCUGAACAAGCUACUGCAACGCUCCCUAGUAACGAUAACUCUUCACUCACAUUUGCGUCUCCGUCACCGAGGAAACGGUCGUCGUUUGAAAACUGCAUAGCGUUUCCUAGCAACAUCUUCUACCCGUUCCCUUUCUUCAACUGUCCGGCAAAGCACUACUUUUCUCUGUUCUCCAACUACGGAAAUGAUCUGCGCACCGAUUCUGAAUUCCUGAACAAACGGGAGAACGCGGAAUCGACGCCGGCGUCAACGUUCGAAUGCGACCAGUGCAGCAAACUGUUUAGCACGCCGCACGGGCUCGAGGUGCACGCGCGCCGUUCCCAUAGCGGCACGCGCCCACACGCGUGUGACGUCUGCGGAAAGACGUUUGGUCACGCAGUCAGCCUCGAUCAACACAGAAUCGUACACACACAGGACCGGAGUUUCGCGUGUAAGCAGUGCGGGAAGUCGUUCAAGAGGUCGUCCACGCUGUCUACCCACCUCCUGAUCCACAGUGACACUCGACCCUACCCGUGUCCGUUCUGCGGCAAGCGCUUCCACCAGAAAUCUGACAUGAAGAAACACACCUACAUACACACAGGAGAGAAACCUCACAAGUGUUUGCAGUGCGGCAAGGCGUUCAGCCAGUCGUCGAACCUGAUCACCCACAGCCGAAAACACACGGGCUUCAAGCCAUUCUCGUGUGACCGGUGUGGACGCGCAUUCCAGAGAAAAGUCGACCUGCGACGUCACAGCGAGACCCAACAUGCGAUCGUGAUCAACCCACACAUCCGUGACGUCUUCACGUAAAGUCUCGAUCAGCUGGGAUCACAUACAAAGAGACAUGUAUUAGCGAGACCCAGCUCGCACGCGAUCGUCAUCAAUCCACACAUCCGUGACAUAUCCACGUAAAACGCCGAGUCUCGAUCAGCUGAGGUCACAGAAGAAAAGAAAAGACAAAAAGAAAAAAAACAUGUGUUAGCGACACAAAAAAAUUUGCAGGAAAAACUCUUAUAUUUUCUGUUUGCACAGUGUUUCUGCUCACACGUUUCCCAUCGCUAACGUCAUACGUCUGUAGUUCCAAUUCUUACCGCACGUAAAGUGCCCUAUUUUAGCAAUGGGAAUAGUCUAUAUUUAACCGAGUGUGGUGUGUAUAUAAGUGUGUGUGUAUAUAUAUAUACAGCAGGGAUCGAAAUUGGCUGACAUUCCUAUGGGAUUUUUGGUCCGGCAAGUUAUAAAUUAUGCCGGCCCGAAUCAAAACCUGCUGAACCAAGCAUUAUUGACUCAAACUAAUAUGUGAAUAUAAACGUAAACUAAUUGCCGGGACGAUAGGCAAACAUUCUCCUGGCCAGUUGCAAAACUUGUCGGGACGGCAAUAUUUCGAUCCAUGUAAUAGUAAUUGAGAUCAACUGCUGGCAGUGUCAUAAGUUGGACCCGUGGUGGGCGUGCGUGACUUGGACGUACAGAUGGUGUAAUAAACACAAUUAGCUCGAAUGUACUCUAGCCCUAUAAAUUUAAUAUUCUGGUUAUAUAUUUAAAAUAGGCCUAGAGUGCACGUACUU